Molecule: messenger RNA, 831 nt
Organism: Agrilus planipennis (emerald ash borer)
Lineage: Eukaryota; Metazoa; Arthropoda; Insecta; Coleoptera; Buprestidae
Exons: 3
Coding region: 466-831 (121 amino acids)
Source: RefSeq, a predicted model, not a curated record
AAACAUAAAGCGAGAUAAUAGUUUACAGGGUAAUCCAGGCUUUGUGUUGGAUGGCGAUUGCGCAUCUUCAGGUGAUUUUUUAAUAAAAGUAAGUUUUGGAAAAACAAAUAUUAAGUAGUCGUAUAUAUUCAGACGAUAAAAUAGAUACAAUACUUAUUUUAUUAUCAAUUUUUUCAGGCUGGCGAAUUUGAACUUUUUAACGAUUCCUAUCACUGGUUGAUAAUCACAAAGAAAUUUAUUAAAAAAGUUUUUUCUAAUGUAAAUACAAAUAUAAAUUCAAAUCUGUUAGUGGCGGAAUGCGAAUACGGAAACGGAGUUAAUGUAAAUGUGACGUUGAUAGAUGUGUACAAUGCCGCUUACAAAAAGGGGGGGAAAUUAAAUUACAACGUGCUAGUAAAAAAAUCGAAUAAUUUUUCAUUUAAUUUAAAAUCAAACAAUUACAAUAAAUAUUGGAACCGAAAAAAUAUGAGUGGCGUUGUAUUUAAAACAAUUGCAGUGUUGGUUAAUAAAUUCGAGGGUGAAUUAGAAGAAUACAUUUUGAAAGAAAAUAAUUAUAGGGUCGAUUCUCGUACCAAGUUUCACAGUGUACUUAUGAAUCACUGCAAAGAAAUUUACAAUUUCUCAUUAAACUUUAGUUUAACCGAUUCUUGGGGUUUUAAACUUGCAAACGGUUCCUUUGAUGGUAUGACAGGAGCCCUUCAAAGAAAAGAAGUUGACUUUGGAGGUUCUGUAUUAUUUCUUAAAAAAGAUAGAGUUUAUGUUAUAUCACAUGGCAGAAGUACUUGGCUCUUAAGGUAUGAAAUUAUCAGCUAUAAUAUAUGCAAAUUAUAA